Molecule: messenger RNA, 3638 nt
Organism: Phacochoerus africanus (Common warthog)
Lineage: Eukaryota; Metazoa; Chordata; Mammalia; Artiodactyla; Suidae
Product: disintegrin and metalloproteinase domain-containing protein 21-like
Exons: 4
Coding region: 1725-3422 (565 amino acids)
Biological process (GO): male gonad development; proteolysis
Cellular component (GO): external side of plasma membrane; sperm head plasma membrane; plasma membrane
Molecular function (GO): metalloendopeptidase activity
Source: RefSeq, a predicted model, not a curated record
ACUCUGUGAAGGGCCGAUUCACCAUCUCCAGAGACAACUCUGGGAACACACUGUAUCUGCAGAUGAACAGCCUGAGAACUGAAGACACGGCCCGGUCUCGCCCGGGCCAGGGCCCAGAUUCCGGCCUGCUCUUCGCGGGUGCAGCCAGACCCCUUUCAAGACCACAUGGCUGUCUUGCCAGGUCAAGUCAAAGGCUGUGUACGGUAAGGGCCCGAACUUCUCUGAUCAAAGUGGCAGCGUCCUGGCUGCAGGAGCCUCGUUUGUUCCGGAUGUGACAGAGCGAGCAGACAUGGGCACCGGAGCCCGGGCCCCGAGAGCGCCCCAGGCUCCACUGUCAAAUUCCCAAAGGGGGAGCGCCGUGGGGCCCGGCUCAUGGUGAUGCGCCCUCCGUGACCUGGUGCAGGGAGGGGAACGAGGGCUCCUCUCUGGGGACGCAGGUGGGACCUGAAGUGCUGAGGCUCAGUGCCGGAGGCUGGUGAGAUCGAGGACGGGUAGGCUCAUCUAGACUAGCUGGCGGGAAGGGGUGGGUGGGGUGGGGGGCACCAGGCGAUAGAGUAGGAGAGAGACACAUACAGCGGGAGUCCCUCACACCUAGAUUUUGGCUGAGGGCCCUAGAGCCUUGGACAUGGGGAACCUCCGACCAUUUUCCACGUCAGCGUGUCUGGGUCAGAUUGCUUCCAGCUGUUGAGAAUACAGCCAAGGCGAGAGGCUGCAGGGGGCUCCCGGGAUGUACCAGAACCCAUUCUUAGCCUCCACGCAGUAGAAUAGGGGUACUCAGAGCCACCGACUGGCCAAAGGUGUGCCUUAGUGUCUCAGCGACGUCUCCGAGGCACUGAGGCGCAAAGCUGCAACCGUCUCCACAGUCGUGUCUGGCUUGGGGGAGGUGGCCAGAGAAGCGGGGACCUGUGCCACUAGGGCACCACGGGAAUUCCCAGGAACCAGCUGAGGCUGACUCGCUUUUCGCAGAGCCCCUGGGAUGUGCCUUAUGGUCCUACUGGGGAGGCGGUGGCCAGCGACAAGGGACUCUGUGUUUGCCUUGAGCACUAAGUGCCUCUUGUUGCAAAGAACUUAUCUUGAUGGGGGCAGAUGCUCUCAUAGCCUGGUCCCUUCUCUGUCCCCCUUGUCCUCUCACAGGUGUCUUCGAGGGGCAGGCAGCCCUGAGGACUCUUAACUGCCUGCACGGUACGAGCUGUCCCGGUCCGCAGCUGGGAGGGAAAAAGAAAGGAGGACGCCUCACCCAUCAGGUGGCCGGUACUAAGACUCGUGGCGAGGGGAAGACAAAGGACAGGUUGCCGGCAGAGACGCGCUUGGUGCAGAGGGACGACCUCCUGAUCUUCGGGGGGACCUGGCCGCAGGGGCGUUGGUGGGCCUGUUGACCGUGUCGCAGUCACUCGGCAAGUCUUCGCUGGCCAGCAGGAGGACUCUACAUGCUGCACACAGACAGGCCUCUGCUUCCCUCUCCCUUCGGGUUUCCACACUCGCGACCCCGGACACAGCCCUGCCGCCUGCCCCCAGUCAGGCACCACUGAGUGCAUGUCCAGGCCCCGCCUGCCUCGCCCUGUGUCUGUUACCUAAUCCCCUCAGGUGACCCGCCCGGGAGUAGGUGCCCACAGCCCCAGGCUCCCUUUGUUCCCAGUCAGCAUCUCCUUGGAAAGCAGUGGCUGCAGCUAGAGGCUCAGGCCUGGCUUCUCUGGGGUCCUCCUUUUGUCCGUUCUUCUUGACAGAUGUCCCUGAGUAGGGACACAAACCCGGCAGAAGGCCAGGUCACCCUGAAGGAAGCCCUCUGGCUGCUUGGGUUCUGGGCAGUGCUGGCCUCAGUCCAGUGCUCUCAAGGCCGCCCCUCGUGGCGUUACAUCUCCUCAGAGGUGGUGAUUCCCAGGAAGGAGUUACACCAUGGCAAGGGCGUUCAGAUGCCAGGCUGGCUCUCCUACAGCCUGCAUUUUGGGGGCCAGAGGCAUAUUAUCCACAUGCGGCCCAAGAAAAUCUUUUGGCCUGGACACCUGCUCGUGAUGACUCAGGAUGACCAAGGAGCCUUGCAGAUGGACUACCCCUUCAUCCCUUCCGACUGUUACCACCUCGGCUACUUGGAGGAGAUUCCUUUCUCCAGGGUCACGGUGGACACAUGCUAUGGGGGUCUCCGAGGCUUUAUGAAGUUAGAUGACUUAACCUACGAAAUCAACCCCAUGAGGGAGUCUCAAAGGUUUGAACACGUCGUUUCUCAGAUAGUAGCAGAUGCCAAUGCAGUGGGACCUAUGUAUACACUGGGCUCCAAAGAGGAAGAAGACGCCCUGUUCUCUCUAGAAGAUGCCAGUGCAGCCCCCAGGAUCGCUAACACCUUCAGUAACUGUUCCUUUGUACACAUCCAACAUGUAUAUUUUUAUUCUGGUAAGAAGUGCAUGUUUCAGACUGCAUCUGUGUAUCACAACAGAAGCCUGGCAAACGAUCGUUGUGGAGAUAAGAAGGUGGACCCUGGGGAGACCUGCGACUGUGGCUCCAUUAAGGAGUGUUACAGCAACCCCUGCUGUACCGAUGAAUGUCGGCUUACCCCCGGAAGUUCUUGUAGUGUAGACCUGUGCUGUUCAAACUGCAACUAUUCCCGCCCUGGGACACUCUGCAGGCCAACCCAAAAUAUAUGCGACCUUCCCGAGUACUGCACUGGUACAGAAAGGUUUUGUCCUGGUGAUGUUUAUUUGCAAGAUGGAACCCCGUGCUCCGAGGAGGGCUAUUGCUAUCAUGGAAAUUGCACGGACCGCUCCAUGCAUUGCAAAGAGAUCUUUGGCAGAAAUGCUGUGAACGCUGCAAAUGAGUGCUAUUCUAUCAACAAAAGGGGCCAUCGGUAUGGACACUGUAGAAAACGACCUGAGGCUGUCGACUUUACUGCUUGCAGUGAUGCUGAUGUACUGUGUGGAAGGUUGCAAUGUACCAAUGUCACUCACCUUCCAGUGUUGCAAGAGCAUGUUGGAUUUCAUCAGUCUGUGAUAUCAAGUGAGUUGUGCUUUGGGGUGGACGUGCACCGUGGGACUGAAACAAAUGAUGUUGGUCAUGUGAGAACUGGCACCCUCUGCAGGCCUCGAGUGUUUUGUUCAAAUACCUACUGCAACGGCACUUUGACUGAUCUGAGGUAUGACUGUAUCCCCGAGAAGUGCAGUUAUAGAGGGAUUUGCAACAAUAGAAGGAACUGCCACUGCCACAUAGGCUGGGAUCCCCCAUAUUGCGUACAGGAAGGUGUUGGAGGAAGCGUGGACAGCGGACCGCCGCAAGAACGAAAGAGGUCGUUAAAACAAACCCGAGCGCCAAUCAUCUAUUUGAGACUGCUCUUCGGUCGCCUUUAUGCCUUCAUAGCUGCGAUGCUCUUUGGUGUGGCCACAAACAUAAAAUCUAUCAAGACCACCACAGUUAAGGAAGUAACAGUGAAUGCUUAGAUAUCCUGAACCAGCCUCCUGACCCUUGUUCAACUACAGGCAAUGUAGAAGGAACAUGUGUGAGAAAAUCAGGAAUGAGAUGCCACAGCUGAAGUUCACUUCCUAGAAGUCUGUGGAGCAGGGCUGGGGGCUUAUACCGUGAGUGGUCAGAAUUCUCACACCAGGUCUCUUUGAGAAGCUGCUUCCCGGCAUGCUGAAAUAAAACCUAAGAACACA